Molecule: messenger RNA, 3168 nt
Organism: Anopheles nili
Lineage: Eukaryota; Metazoa; Arthropoda; Insecta; Diptera; Culicidae
Product: amyloid-beta A4 precursor protein-binding family A member 2-like
Exons: 11
Coding region: 1-3003 (1000 amino acids)
Biological process (GO): chemical synaptic transmission
Cellular component (GO): plasma membrane; dendritic spine; cytoplasm
Molecular function (GO): protein binding
Source: RefSeq, a predicted model, not a curated record
AUGUACUGUUCGAACGACAGCAAACAUACCGUGCCAGGUUCGAUCGGGGAAACGAAAUUGCCCGCGAUGAAUCAGUGCCACCCUCACGAUCUGUACGGUGAAAAGGAGUCAGAGUUGCAUUUCUGGGAGGGCCGCCACGGGUCGCACCGCAACACAACCCCAGUUAGCACCGUGCUGCACUCACCCGAACCGACGAUGGCGGAACACGAACCGAAGAUACGGUUCCAGCAACGUCAUCAGAUCCAGGUUGGCCGAAGCCCAGUGGGGAGCGGCGGUCACCACGAAAGCAGCGACUCAACCACUGCCUCCAGCCCGGUGCUGCCCCAUGGCAGGACAUGCGGCGAGUUCCAGUCGUGCCAUCACUCAACCAAUGCUACAACCAACAUCGCCGGUUUGCUGCCUGGAACGCAGCUCUACUCAGCACAAUCGCUGCUAGCGGACGGCGAGAUCGUGGUGUUUGAUGAUAUCGAACCAAACUGGCCACCGGCGGCUCUCAACGGACCGGACAUGUCGGUCUACAUGGGCGGAUCCACACCGGGCAAAGACACGAGCGGUGACAACUGUUCCCAUAAAAUCCAAACUAUUAUAGGAGGAUUAACCAUCGCCGAAUACGAGGGCUCACCGCGGCGGUUCGGCUGCAUCUACUCAAACUCGCAAUACGCAGUUCCGGAGGGUGCAUUUUCCGGUAAAACUGGCGGAAACCUACCCCGGCCCGGCUUUCCCAAGCGCGUGGCUAGUGUACAGCUUGAGUCGGAAUCCCUAGAUGACAGUCGGCCGAAGCUUAUCGAGCUUGGCAAGAGCACCGAGUCGACUUUUUACGAUCGAACUUCCGUCGAUUGCAACAAGGCGGACUCGUACACGUUAGAUACCAAAUACUACAACUGCCAACGGGAUGAUGAGGAUGACUGCGCUCCGGCCAGCAGUGGCCUCAAGUCGCACAACUUUGCGCUUUCUCCUGACACGGACUACAGGGCGGGCAGCGAACCGGGUGGGCGGAAAGUCAACCCAAACGUUCCUGCCGACGUGUGCUCAAAGGAAAUCCUCCACGAAACGUGUGUCGAGUACGAGGAUAUGUGCAAUAGCAUGCCGAUACUGGAGGAUGGUCUCUCGAGUGGGCACGCGUCCGACUCGGAGGGUAACACGUUGGCCAACAGCGGCUCGCUGAUUGACGUGCGCAACGCGAACAGUUCGGCUGGAAGUCAGGAGCCUGCGUUGCAGCAACACCGGCAUCAUCACCGGGCGGAUGAACGUGACGCUCGGAAUGGCCCGAACGGGUGCGGAAAUGAUUGCCUGACGCGUAACAUUCAGGAUGCGUUGGAUGAUAUUAAAUCGACGCUACAGAACACGAAAACGCUGCCCGUGGUCGAGCGGCGGAAAUCAGGACCGGAACAGCCGGGCCAAGCAUUUCCGGUGUAUGGCGAUGCGUCGCCUGUUUGGGUGCUGAGAUGCUUAGACGAGGAACUGACUGAUCUGGACGGUACUGUUCCGACGCAGCCUGCGUCGCGACUAUCGGGAGCAGCUGAUUUGGACGAGGAAACGGACACCGAUCUGGAAACUGACCGGCUGUUAGGACACCAACAGGUUAGGGGUGAAUUAAGCUAUCCUGAGCAUGUGAGCUCCACGGAUGGUACUGGGAAGGCGAAAUCACCAAAUACGGCAACAAUGACCAAAAUGAAGCGAUACCACACCGCUAUUCGGGCUGACAGCGCGACAUACGUUCCUAGCGAUAUUACUCUAGAAAAUGUACCGGAAAUCGAAAGCAAAGGAAGGCACAAAACCAGAGAAGGAUUACUGGAUCCGGCAGUACUCAUCGAGGGUGUCUUGUUCCGGGCGCGCUAUCUCGGCUCAACUCAGCUCGUCUGCGAAGGACAACCGACCAAAUCGACCCGCAUGAUGCAGGCGGAAGAAGCAGUCUCACGGAUCAAGGCACCGGCGGGCGAGUCGCAACCGAGCACAGAGGUGGAUUUGUUUAUUUCGACAGAGAAAAUCAUGGUGCUGAACACGGACCUGAAGGAGAUUAUGAUGGACCACGCGUUGCGGACGAUUUCGUACAUCGCCGAUAUCGGCCAGCUGGUUGUGCUGAUGGCCCGUCGUCGGUUUGUGGCCACUGGUGCUUCGACCGACGGUCAGCAGUCGGUGGAGGCGAGUACGACCGCGGUGGCGGAUGGAUCAACGGCUGGAGCGAAUCUGGAUAGUAGCCCGAAGAAGCGGACUGGUCCGGCCACGGGAAACAGGACACCGAAGAUGAUCUGCCACGUUUUCGAGAGCGAGGAGGCGCAGUUCAUCGCUCAAAGCAUCGGGCAGGCGUUUCAGGUCGCGUACGUCGAGUUUCUGAAGGCGAACGGGAUCGAGGACCAUAGCUUCAUGAAGGAGCUCGACUACCAGGAGGUGUUGAACAGCCAGGAGAUCUUUGGUGAUGAGCUGGAGAUAUUCGCGAAGAAAGAGCUGCAGAAGGAGGUGGUAGUUCCGAAGGCGAAGGGCGAGAUCCUGGGCGUUGUGAUCGUCGAGUCUGGCUGGGGUUCGAUGUUGCCGACUGUAGUGAUCGCGAACCUGGCAUCGGCAGGAGCCGCAGCUCGAUGUGGUCAGCUCAACAUCGGCGAUCAGAUUAUCGCCAUCAACGGGCUGAGCCUAGUCGGAUUGCCGUUAUCUACCUGCCAGGGGUACAUCAAGAACACCAAGAACCAGACGGUGGUCAAGUUCACCGUGGUGCCAUGUGCGCCUGUGGUAGAGGUGAAGAUCAAGCGACCAAACACCAAGUAUCAGCUCGGGUUCAGCGUCCAGAACGGCGUGAUUUGUAGCUUGUUGCGUGGAGGAAUUGCUGAACGUGGAGGUGUACGUGUUGGUCACCGAAUAAUUGAAAUCAACAACCAAAGCGUCGUUGCGGUGCCGCAUGAGAAGAUCGUGAAUCUACUCGCAACAUCUAUCGGAGAGAUCCUGAUGAAAACCAUGCCGACAUCGAUGUUCCGGUUACUAACCGGCCAGGAGAAUCCAAUCUACAUAUGAAGAGCGAGCAUACCCUUGACGCGCAACCGACCAGAGAGAGAUUACGAUAGAUUUCGCUGUUACCCAGUAUUGCUGAUGGAAGCGUUCUUAAUUAAGGACAAACAUUGUUGACAUUAUUGUUCAUUGAAAUAAAGCAACCAACUCAAGCUUCCGUUUUUUCUUGAG